AUGGCUGGCCGUUGGGCCCCGUUUCAAUCGAUUCCAAGCGUUGCUCCACCCUCAGGCUAUGUCCGACUCUCAGACCUUACCCUCAACGGCAUUUUAUUCAUAACCACGACUGAGCUCGCACGGCUUAUCGACAAUUUCCCCACGCUCGAGCGCUGCACCUGCCACCACCUCACGUUUCUCGACCCGUCGCCGGUUGUCCAGUCGCGCAGAAUUCACCGACGUGCUUCAUUGGCCCUCCGUAGGUGCAUGAUCUCUCGGUGUAAGGACAUGACAGUCUCCACCCAAGCGGCGCUGGCUGCUGAUGUCCUUGCGGUUGCUCGUCGCAUAGGCGUUGACAACCGCACAUGGGAUGCAACUCUUCAGGCGCUGCUUGCGUUGGUACCAUAUGCGUUUGAACGGGCAAACGUGUGGCUUGAGCAUCAGAACGGCAGUGCGCUUGCAGACACGGCGACCAUCUAUUGCUCCUCACCUGGUCAAGGCCAAUCUGAGGGCGAUGACGUCCGUAUUGACGUUAGGGUUCGCCGACCGAGUACUGGCCAGGAUGCGGGAUCCCUACUUGCGCAUGUCGAGGAGAUUGCUCUCAAUCUCUCAUUCGCGGAUGUUGAAACUGUAGAUACUCUCCCCUGGGACGCCUUGCAAGCCAUCGUUGAUUCCCCGCACAUGCGCCGCCUUCUUAUCACAUGUUACACGCUACCAUCGCUGAUGCAAGCUAGGAAGACCUCGAAGAGAAUCCUAUGCUCUGUGUUGCGCCGGACACAGCUGGCCUGGGCUCUCGAGUCAGGCAAACUGCAGUUUCAGACGUUCAAACCCAAUCCUUUCACAAGUGAAGACAUCUUGUCCAUACCGACGGGGCACACCAUCGACGGCACCACAAUCGCCCUCGACAUCACCGAGCAAGCCGAGUGGUUGCUGCACUCGGACAACCCGUACGACCCUCGCAACAGUCGAAAGGAGUACCUACGACAGCUCGUAGCCGCGCGGGCGGGUAGAGAAUCCACGGACACAGUACCAGAGACUGCGCCAUCCACCGCAGAUGGCCCUCAGAACACGGCAGGCGAGCAGUCCUCGGAAGCGAUGGAGGUUGUUAUGCCGGAUUACGAACACGGCGAGGGAACGGGCGACGAAGGAUGCGAUUAG
Phanerochaete carnosa HHB-10118-sp is the source of this 1137-nucleotide messenger RNA. RefSeq lists its product as uncharacterized. Lineage: Eukaryota; Fungi; Basidiomycota; Agaricomycetes; Polyporales; Phanerochaetaceae. Bases 1 to 1137 code for a protein of 378 amino acids. The transcript has 2 exons. The record is from RefSeq and is a predicted model, not a curated record.